This is a messenger RNA of Pimephales promelas (fathead minnow), 1068 nucleotides long. NCBI's taxonomy places the organism in Eukaryota, Metazoa, Chordata, Actinopteri, Cypriniformes, Leuciscidae. The record is from RefSeq and is a predicted model, not a curated record.
AUGAGUAAACGUUUCGUAGGAACUCGGUUGGCUAGGUUUACGGUAACCCGUGGUGGUCGCAAUACAGGAGGUGAUCGAGCCCACCAGUGCCUGAACCCAUCAACCUGCCUGCCAGCGCCUGAGACAGUGUCUGCUGUCCCAGAUAUACGCCUUCACCGUGGCUGGCCAAAGACACACGGAGGCCUGAAAAAAGAAGAGGGGUCAUCACCGCCACGGCUGCCCGGAGGGUCAUCACCGCCACGGCCGCCUGAGGGGUCAUCACCGCCACGGCGGCCCGGAGGGUCAUCACCGCCACGACCGCCCGGAGGGUCAUCACCGCCACGACCGCCCGGAGGGUCCUCACCGCCACGGCCGCCCGAGGGGUCAUCACCGCCACGGCCGCCCCGGAGGGUCCUCACCGCCACGGCCGCCCAGAGGGUCCUCAACACCACGGCCGCCCCGGAGGGUCCUCACCACCGCCACGGCUGUCCGAGGGGUCAUCACCGCCAGCGGCCGCUCCGGAGGGUCCUCACCGCCACGGCCGCCCGAGGGGUCAUCACCGCCACGGCCGCCCCGGAGGGUCCUCACCGCCACGGCUGCCCGGAGGGUCAUCACCGCCACGGCCGCCCGAGGGGUCAUCACCGCCACGACCGCCCGGAGGGUCCUCACCGCCACGGCCGCCCGAGGGGUCAUCACCGCCACGGCCGCCCCAGAGGGUCCUCACCGCCACGGCCGCCCAGAGGGUCCUCAACGCCACGGCCACCCCGGAGGGUCCUCACCUCCGCCACGGCCGUCCGAGGGGUCAUCACCGCCAGCGGCCGCUCCGGAGGGUCCUCACCGCCACGGCCGCCCGAGGGGUCAUCACCGCCACGGCCGCCCCGGAGGGUCCUCACCGCCACGGCCGCCCCGGAGGGUCCUCACCGCCACGGCCGCCCGGAGGGUCCUCACCGCCACGGCCGCCCAGAGGGUCCUCAACGCCACGGCCGCCCCGGAGGGUCCUCACCACCGCGGCCACCCGAGGGGUCCUCACCGCCACGGCUGCAGACACCGGGGAAUCUGGGUUACACAGGUGAACAGACUCAGAACUAA